CAGUGUAUAUUCCAAUUGCACAACAACGGUCACUCUAUUUCAAAAUUCAAAACAAGCUAUUGGCGUCGUCUGUCUGGAUUUUGUGAAUGGAAUAACUAGAUCAGAAGAAGCAAAUGGGAUCUAAAGUGGAGCAGCAGUACAAGCUGCUGAAUGCGGAGCUAAUGGACCAGGUGCAGAAGCAGCGCUUGGAGAUCGGCGAGUACAGGAAGCGGGUGAUAUCGUUGGAGCGCGAGAUCAUGGACAUUCGGGAGGAGCACGUCCUGCAAAACCAUCGCCAGCGCAUGGAGAACAUCAGUAUCGUACGCAGCCUGAUGCUGAGCCUGAACGUGGACUCUGAUUCCCUGGCGGUGCGUCAAGAGCCCGCUCAGGCAGCUCAGAUAAACAGACCAAGCGGCCCGCGUCGCAGCUCCAGGGAAAUCUGCAAGGACAUGCGACGGACGUGUGUGUUGGCCCGCACCACCAGACCCAUCUCGCCAAGAAGAUCUUCCUCAGUGACCAGUACGGUUUCGUCCUCUAGUCGCCGCUCCAGCGCAGAAGUGCAGUCCGAGGUGGUGGCCACUAGGAUGCCAGAGGAUAGGAGAGCCGACAAGCCUACACCACCGCCACGAAGACCAGCGGAAUUAGUGUUUGAUGAGGACGACUCGGACGAUGAUUUCGACGAAGCCGUAAGCCCCGUGGAGGAGACACAGACUGAGCAAAAUGAGGAGAACAAUCGUCUGUUUAGCAUUAUAGAGGAAAAUGGCAGUGAAGGGGAGUCCGCAGACUCGUCAUCAUCAUGCGAAGCCAUCUACUGCGACACAACGGUUGAAAGUAGUCCGCCAAACGCCCAAGUCACCGUCACGCCCAGUGGUCGGGCUCUCCGGGAAGUGGAUACCAAUGUCCCAGUAGCAGUGUCCCUCAGUCGGGGAAAAGAGUCCGCGAAGGGAUCAUGGUUGGCAAUUUCCGUCGCUGUGGAAGAUUCUCCACAGGAGCCAAGCAUACAGUGCCCGCGACUGGCAGUCACCAGGCCUAGUCAAUCGUCUGGAAUCUUUCCUGAUGUCAACGGUCUAACGCCGCGAAGAAGCCUGUUCAACGGUAUAGGCAAAUUGGCCGGGAGCACCAGCACUCCGAAAUCCUUUCUCGUCGAGGAAAUGCCAUCUAUGAGAACUAGAAGCCGAACUACCGCUAAUAAGAAAUCAGAAAAUACGGAUAUGUCCAGUUCCUUUUGCAACAACAGCGCAAGGCCGAGUAGAAGCUGCAGGCCCACCAGUUUGGUGGAGCCAAGUCUGAAGAACAAGAUGCGCAAUGGCUCGAAAGGCAAGGCCAAGGCCAAAAAGUAGAUUGACGGAUAUUUUAAUAGGUUUUAAUUUUGUUUCUGUAAUUUCAUCGGUUUUCAAUUACCAUUUUUACCAUUUAAUAUAGGCAUAAUGUUUUUAGAUCGCCAGGCCCUGAUAAGUUUAAUUUAUAGACUAAAAGCUGACUUCGGAUUACUUUUUGCCUGCAAACGAGGGCAUACUCAGUUCAUGCAGCUAUCGGAAGGAAGACAAUCCAUCAUCAUCAUCACCCAAAGAUGCCAAUAGGAAUUUAAAAGUACGUCUAAUUCUUACAUGUUCAUUUGUGAAUAAAACAACGUUUCAAUUGA
Drosophila mauritiana is the source of this 1621-nucleotide messenger RNA. It is a transcript of the gene mei-S332, whose product is annotated as shugoshin. The coding region runs from base 114 to 1319 and encodes 401 amino acids. NCBI's taxonomy places the organism in Eukaryota, Metazoa, Arthropoda, Insecta, Diptera, Drosophilidae. Gene Ontology annotation, biological process: meiotic chromosome segregation. The record is from RefSeq and is a predicted model, not a curated record. Gene Ontology annotation, cellular component: chromosome, centromeric region; nucleus. The transcript has 2 exons.